This is a messenger RNA of Spodoptera frugiperda (fall armyworm), 2006 nucleotides long. RefSeq lists its product as uncharacterized. The transcript is spliced from 2 exons. The record is from RefSeq and is a predicted model, not a curated record. Bases 106 to 1983 code for a protein of 625 amino acids. NCBI's taxonomy places the organism in Eukaryota, Metazoa, Arthropoda, Insecta, Lepidoptera, Noctuidae.
AAUGGCUUCAACAUUUAUUGUAAUACUUACCGAUAAACAUUUAACUGCUCUACGCUUUUGAAUAAAUAUUUCUGAUAGGAUACAUGUUAGACAUGUUGAAGUAAAAUGCGGUAUUUUUAUUUAACGAUUUUGAUUUUGUGCCUAGGCGCAGUACAAGAAUCUUCUGUUUCAAGUGUAAAACCUACUCAUCCAAAACGGCAUGGAGAUAAAACGAAUGAACAUGAGUAUGGUCACCGAAAACCUCAAGGUGAAAUGAGGCAUUCCCAAAAUGAGAAAGGAAAACAUGUAACAGAUGAAAAAUUAAAAGAAGGAAGACAUAUAAAAGAUGAUAAAGAAAAAGAAGGAAGGCAUGUAAAAGAUGAUAAUGUAAAACACUUAAGGCAUGUGAAAGAUGGACAACCAAACGAUGCACGGCAUGCGAAAGGUGAAAAAUUAAAAGAAGGAAGACAUCAAGACGAUAAUGUAAAACAAGGAAGGCAUGUAAAAGACGAAAAAUUCAAAGAAGGAAGACAUACAAAAGAUGAUAAAAUAGACCAUGGGAAACAGGUAAAAGAUGGGAAUAUAAAACAAGGAAGACAUGUUAAAGAAGAAAGCCACGCGAAAGAUGGAAUAUUAAAAGAAGGUAGACAUACAAAAGACAAAAAAAUUAAAGAAGGAAGACACAUAAAAGAUGAAAACAAAAAACAAGGGAGGCAUGGAAAAGACGAAAAAUUAAAAGAAAGAAACCACGUGAAAGAUAAUAAAUUAAAACUUCCGACAUCACAGAAUAUUACUAGGAAACAUCCUAAGGGAAAUGUAACGAAACCCAUGCAACGUUACAAAAUCGGGCCAGGUGUACCCGUGAUAAACUUGCUUAACAAAAUUCUACUCAAGAAGAAAGGACGUGUCGGUGGAAAACAUUUGCGUGGCAAUCACACAUCACUUAAAAGAAAGCACAAAAAGUCAAAGGAUAAUAACUCGAAACCGGGUUUUAGAGCAGAAGAUGACACCAGUACUGAUACUACCAGUAGUUCCGAUGAGGAAUUGUGGCCAGAAGAAUGGGAUGACUAUUGGCUGAAUAAAAAAAUGGAAGCACUUAAUACUACGAAGGCUAGAGGAGACGUCAUCAAUAUGGCGGGUGCUAGGCCAUGGUCAUUUCCUUGUGGAGAUCCAGGUCAACAUGAUUUACCAUGGGGUACCUGCAUGCUAGCACCUGAAUGUGACGCCGAAUAUCGAAUCUAUCGCGGUGACUCCUUUUGUGGAAGGACUUCUUUAGUAUGCUGUGCGCUUCAGUUGUCCAACUACGACUUCUAUCAUGGAAUCGAUAUUUCCUUUGGCGCCUCCAGUUACUCUACAACUUCUAGCGAUGAAGAUAUGAUUAUACUUGGACCCAAAGAACGUAAAGAGAGGCAAGAAAGGAAAGCAAGAGAAAAACGUAAACAGGAAAGAGCCAAAAGGAAAGAUAGAUUGGAGAAGAGUAUCAAAAAAAUUGUAAAAGAAGUUAAAGAUAUUUUGAGUAGAGCUUUUAAAAACGGAACAAUGGAACGAAAGAAGCAGGUUGACCGUAUAAGGGAAUAUAUAAAAAAAAUGAAGAAACAAUAUAGAGAGGAUCGUAAGAAUCUUAUAAACAUGCAUCAUGCAGAGAUGAAAGUGAAUGAUGAGAAGUUGCAAAUUAAGCUUAACCAGAUCAGAGGUCUGAACCUGGCGUUUAUGACGAAUGCUACGUUCAGGGACAUUAUUGUUAACGGGACGGUGAACAAGGAGAAACUCAUUAAGUUGUUGCGUGAGCAUCCGGAACUGACGCAGUAUUUCCAGAAUAGACGCUCUGGUGGUGGUGGACCGUAUCUAGGGCCAGUGCAAGAGGCGACAGAUGAAGACCAGCAUGAGCAUGCAUAUGAGCAUGAAUAUGAGCAUGAACGUGAGCAUGUGCGUAAGCGUAAAGUCAUGGAUGCCAACACUAAGUCUCAGGAAUAUGAUGUGGAAUACGGAGUUCUCUAUUACUGAGUAAUUAAAAUUAAUAUCAAUUA